AGGAGAGAGCAGCAGCAGCGGCGGCGGCGGCGGCGGCGGCGGCGGAGGCGCCCGGUCCCGGCCGCGCGGAGCGGACAUGUGCAGGCUGGGCUAGGAGCCGCCGCCUCCCCCCCGCCCCGCGAUGUAUUCAGCGCCCUCCGCCUGCACUUGCCUGUGUUUACACUUUCUAUUGCUGUGCUUCCAGAUUCAGGUGUUGGCAGCCGAGGAGAACGUGGACUUCCGCAUCCAUGUGGAGAACCAGACGCGGGCUCGCGAUGAUGUGAGUCGGAAGCAGCUGCGCUUGUAUCAGCUCUACAGCAGGACCAGUGGAAAGCACAUUCAAGUCUUGGGCCGCAGGAUCAGUGCCCGUGGCGAGGACGGGGACAAGUAUGCCCAGCUCCUAGUGGAGACAGAUACCUUCGGGAGUCAAGUCCGGAUCAAGGGCAAGGAGACAGAGUUCUACCUGUGUAUGAACCGAAAAGGCAAGCUCGUGGGGAAGCCUGAUGGUACUAGCAAGGAGUGCGUGUUCAUUGAGAAGGUUCUGGAAAAUAACUACACGGCCCUGAUGUCAGCCAAGUACUCAGGCUGGUACGUGGGCUUCACCAAGAAGGGGAGGCCUCGCAAGGGUCCCAAGACCCGGGAGAACCAGCAAGAUGUGCACUUCAUGAAGCGUUACCCCAAGGGACAGGCUGAGCUGCAGAAACCCUUCAAGUAUACCACGGUCACCAAGCGUUCCCGGCGGAUCCGCCCCACUCACCCCGGCUAAGUCCGGCCACACUCACCCCUAGAGAACUACAUCAGAGGAAUAUUUUUACAUGAAAAAUAAGGAAGAAUCUCUAUUUUUGUACAUUGUGUUUAAAAGAAGACAAAAACUGAACCUAAAGUCUUGGGGGGGGAGGGGUGAUAGGAUUCUACCGUUGACCUGAACCCCACGACAAAGGACUCCCAAAAGGGGACUGCUGUCAACCCACAGGUGCUUGCCUCCCUCUAGGGGGUGACAACUCAAAACUCAUCCCCAGAGGAGGACUUGAAUGAGAAAACUGACACUGCGAGAAACCAAAGUCCUUUCCCCAAAGGUUCUGAAAGCAAAACAAAAACAAAAAACAGAAAAAAAAAAAAAAGGAAAGUAGUGCCCCUCCCCACCCCUCUCCCUGCCCUAGACUCCAACAAGAAUCGCUCUCUGGUUUGCAGUCAUUUAUUUAUUGUCCACUGCAAGCUGUCCCGCGACACCGCGCAGGGAAGGCGCCCCUGAGAAUUCUCCGCGCCUCGACCUUCCGACGACAGACGCCUCGUCCAAUCAUGGUGGCCUGCCUUGCCCGCAGUUCUGGAGGAUGCUGCUAUGGACCUUCCGUGACUCACGUGACCUAGUACACCAAUGAUAAGGGAAUAUUUUAAAACCAGCUAUAUUAUAUAUAUUAUAUAUAUAAGCUAUUUAUUUCACCUCUCUGUAUAUUGCAGUUUCAUGAACCAAGUAUUACUGCCUCAACAAUUAAAAACGACCCACAAAUUAUUUAAAAAA
Messenger RNA from Peromyscus leucopus (white-footed mouse), 1498 nucleotides. RefSeq names its product fibroblast growth factor 18 (gene Fgf18). The record is from RefSeq and is a predicted model, not a curated record. Gene Ontology annotation, cellular component: cytoplasm. Gene Ontology annotation, biological process: positive regulation of cell population proliferation; positive regulation of gene expression; positive regulation of protein phosphorylation. Gene Ontology annotation, molecular function: growth factor activity; type 2 fibroblast growth factor receptor binding; type 1 fibroblast growth factor receptor binding. The coding region runs from base 122 to 745 and encodes 207 amino acids. The transcript has 5 exons. NCBI's taxonomy places the organism in Eukaryota, Metazoa, Chordata, Mammalia, Rodentia, Cricetidae.